AUGUUGGUCGAUGUGCAAGCAAGAGGAACAGAAGAUGCACUGUACAGGUGUACAGAGAUGCAAAUGCUGAGGUGGGCUGGAGUGGUGACCCUGAUGGACAAGGCUCGGAAUGAAUACAUCCGUGGCACAUUCAAGGUUGCACCAAUACAGGCGAAGAUGUGCGAGAGUCGACUUGGAUGGUUUGGCCAUGUGAUGCGCAGAGACAAUGACCACAUUACUAAAAGGGCGAUAAUUAGCACUGCUAAGGGUAAAAGAGGCCGUGGUCGCCCCCCUACGACUUGGGCAAGCACAAUAUGUAGAGAUAUGAAGACGAUUGGCGUAAACCUGGAAGUGACAAAAGACAGAAGAAUGGCGCAAAUUGAUUUGGAGAGCCGACCCUAA
Molecule: messenger RNA, 381 nt
Organism: Nilaparvata lugens (brown planthopper)
Lineage: Eukaryota; Metazoa; Arthropoda; Insecta; Hemiptera; Delphacidae
Exons: 1
Coding region: 1-381 (126 amino acids)
Source: RefSeq, a predicted model, not a curated record